Messenger RNA from Lasiodiplodia theobromae, 534 nucleotides. Its product is annotated as BZIP transcription factor. The record is from RefSeq and is a predicted model, not a curated record. Gene Ontology annotation, cellular component: trans-Golgi network. Bases 1 to 534 code for a protein of 177 amino acids. NCBI's taxonomy places the organism in Eukaryota, Fungi, Ascomycota, Dothideomycetes, Botryosphaeriales, Botryosphaeriaceae. The transcript is spliced from 3 exons.
AUGUCUGCGCCCCAGCAGCCCGACGCCGCUCCCACUGCGGCCGUUCCCCCAGCCGCCAAUGACCCCCACAGCACCUCGGCCAUCGUCGACGACGAGUACGUGAGCCCUGCCUCGUCGUCGUCGUCGAUCAACGAGCCCGGCCAGCCCGCACACCUGCCCCGCCCAAAGCUGGGCAGCCGCAAGUCGUCUGGCACCAUCAUCAUCCCGCGCGACAGCCCCCAGGUCGAGCUGGGCGAGGAGGAGGAGGAGUACGACGAGAACGACGCUCGCACCAUGAGCCCGCGGAGGACGAGCGAGGAGAUCGAGAAAAUCAGCCAGGAAGCCCGCGAGGCCCUGAUACAGCAAGCCAAAGCCCUCCAGGCCAGCCUUCUCAGCAUCGUCGACCGCGUCGAGUCGGUGCGCUGCGAACACGAGAAGCUCGAAGGGGGCAACCGCUUCCUGCAGUCUUACAUUGGCGAGCUCAUGCAGACGAGCAAGCUGACUGCCGCCGGCGCUGCAAAGGCAAAGGUCACCAAAGGCCGCCCCAUCAAAUAA